Molecule: messenger RNA, 1236 nt
Organism: Mesorhabditis spiculigera
Lineage: Eukaryota; Metazoa; Nematoda; Chromadorea; Rhabditida; Rhabditidae
Source: the annotation of a GenBank genome assembly
AUGGCCCGACGGCUGGUGAUACUUAUCUGUUUCUUUGGUACCGGCCAUGCGGCGGUUUUGAAUUAUAGUUCGGAGAUUCCGGCGAUACCGGGAUUGGAAUCGAUGGCAUCGGAUAAGUAUCCACAUUUCUCGACGGUGGAGACGUUCUCGCGGACGAAAGUGCAUCGGCAUCGCAGAGAGGUUAUCGCGGGGCCGAUGUACGAUUGGAAUUCGUUCGAGAUUCCGUUCCAGAUUUGGGGAGGAGACUUCAACUUCCAAAACCUGAUCCGUCGUGGCAUCCGGAUGUGGGAAGAGUCAACGUGUCUACGGUUUCGCGAGAACAUGCAAGCUCGUGAUGCCAUAAGGUAUGUGUUGGAGAAUGGUGACUCGUGCUUUACGGAGUAUAUUGGAAGGAAUGGAGGGCAUCAAGAUAUUAUUAUUGGGAGUGAAUGUGCUGAGGAAUACGUCGUUGCUCACGAAACCGGACAUGCACUUGGAUUCUGGCAUACUCAUCAAAGACCAGACCGUGAUAGGUACAUUUCGAUCAACUGGAAGAACGUGAUGGACGAAGCGACGGCCUCAUUCAUGCCGUUUCGCAGCAUGUUGCAGGCAUUUGGAAUCCGACAGGUAUCACCCCGACGUGUACCUUAUGAUUACGGCUCACUGAUGCACUACCACGCGGUGGCACAUGCCGUUAAAGUUUCUGAUUUUACGAUCGUCCCAAAAGAGCUGAAGUAUGUGACGACAAUGGGAACUGAGAAAAUGGCUUUCCUCGACGCGAAGGUCAUCAACGAUAUCUAUUGUCCGAAUGCAUGCGCUGGGCGUACAAAUGUCAGAUGUCUGGCUGGGGGCUACGCGGAUCCGAAUAAUUGUGCGGUUUGUCGAUGCCCGGAAGGGCUUGGCGGUGUGGACUGCUCGAUUCUCCAAGCGUCACCGUGCGGCGGCGAAUUGAGAGGAACGGAUACUUGGCAGACGCUGACUAGCCCGAGAGGAAAAUCAAUCUCGUGUUACUGGAGGAUAUCGGUUCCGGAGGGUUCGAGACUUCGCUUCCGGUUGUCUGAUGGGGAAUUCCCAUGCUCGUAUGGAUGCCAAUCAUAUGUCGAGAUUAAGCAUAAGCUUGACGUCAGAUUGACUGGAUUUAGGAGCUGCUGUUAUCGCCCAAAAGAAGAUACAAUCUCCGAGUCAAACCAAAUAUUCGUCAUCUACCAUCCGAAUGGCCGAACAGCCCGUUUCUCGUUGCGUUUCAAGCGUCAAGUU